GUCACGGUUCGCACCUUCGCCGAAAAGAAGGAGAGAGAGAGAGAGUACAGACUACACCAAAACAGCUGCAGGUGCAAACCAUAGACGAGGCAAUGUCUGUCUUGUGGUUUUGCGCGCUCGCUGCCUUCAAUAUUGUCCUGUGCCGAGCCGCUUCAUCCGAUUGUGAGAAUCCUCCAUUAGACAUAUCUAUCGUGAUCGAUCAAACAAAGAGCGUAGGAGCGGACAACUAUGACGCCAUGUUGGAUUCGGUCAUGGCACUCAUUUCGCAGUAUGAUGUCGGUAGAGACAAGACACACUUCUCCAUCGUAACUUAUGCAAAAGAUGCACAAGUUCGUGUCAGCUUUGACGACCUAAAAUAUCAAAGUAAAGCGGCCCUUCGUGCACUGAUUGAAGAGAUGAAGAAGAAAGACAAGUUGGGGAACCCGACGAGGACUGACAACGCCUUGAAAGUGGUCGGUGAGAAAGUGUUCGACGAAAAGAAUGGAGAUCGACCGGAAUCACCAAAUGUUAUGAUCAUCUUCACUGAUGGGGGAACGCAUAAGAGUUCUAAGCCUUACAGCACCGUGCUACCAACUCUUGAGAAAAAGGGAGUACAACGUGUGGCUGUUGGAAUUGGAAAAAGCAUUAAGCAGUCAGAGCUGGAGACUAUCGCUGGAGACAAGGAUCGAGUCGUUAACGCUAAAAAUUUCGAUGACUUGAACAACCAGCUGGACGAUAUUCGGGAAGCUACUUGUAAUAUUGAUGGAGGAUACACCGAAUGGAGUGAGUGGAGCAAGUGUUCAGCAACUUGUGGCGGGGGGGUGCGUUAUCACUCCCGAACCUGCACCAACCCAUCACCGAAAAACAAUGGAAAAACGUGUAUUGAACAGAAUCUGGGUCCGGCCAAGGAAUCUGAAAAGUGCAACACCAAGCCCUGCCCUACACCUGGUGGUUAUACUAAGUGGACUUCGUGGGGAAAAUGCAGCGUUACGUGUGGCGGAGGAGUUCAGGUACGAACAAGGACCUGUACCAAUCCCCCUCCGGCUGGUGGUGGACCGACAUGUAUUGAGCAAAAACUUGGACUUGCGAAAGAAACAAAGAGAUGCAACACCCAGCCUUGUGGUACAGAUGGCAACUGGUCUCCCUGGGGUGCCCCUGGUCCUUGUGAUAAGACCUGUGGGGGAGGUACUCGAGUGAGAAAAAGAACAUGCACCAACCCACCUCCAUCUGGGGACGGUAAAGAUUGUGCAGGAAGCAAAACAAAAAAAGAGCCCUGCAACACACAAGCAUGCCCAACUAAAAAACCGGAACCACCUCCACCCAGACCUUGUAAGGAACAUCUCGACGUUGGUGUCAUUGUCGAUUCCUCCAACAGCAUCAGUGCUGGUGAUUAUAAAAUAGCACGUGAUUACUUAGUUCGGCUGGCUCAAAGACUAGAGGUUUCUGAAGCUGGAACACAUAUGGCGAUCCUUCUCUACAGCUGGGAAGCACAUCUCUGGCACAAAUUUACCGAUCCGCAAAAUAUUAAUGCACUAACAGCCAAAGCCAGAAGCUUGCCGCAUAUUCAAGGUGGAACGAGAACAGACAGGGCUCUAGAACUAGCUGCGGAGAAGUUUUUCGGUUGGGACAAUAGUGGAGACAGACCCGAUAAACCAAAUGUGCUACUUGUGCUGACUGAUGGUGACACAAACGAAGGGAGUAAGCCAUUCAGUCAAGUUAUUCCUCCUUUGAAUGAUGCGAACGUAAGGAGAAUUGCUGUCGGAAUUGGAAGUGGAAUAGAUAUCUCGGAGCUUAGACAAAUUGCGAGCUCCAAUAAUGAUGUACUUCAGGUUUAUGGCUACUCACAGUUAAUCCCUAAACUAGAGUCCAUCAUGAACUUGGCUUGUGGGAAUCAGUAUCCAGGUAAUUGUGGCAAUUGGGGCUCCUUCGGAGGCUGUAAUAAGAACUGUGGUGGCGGAAUUCAAGUUCGCUCGAGAAGUUGUCCGGGAAACAGUCUUCAUUUGAGGAAACAAAAGAAGCAUUGUGCCGUCAAUCUUUGUCCAGGACAAAAGCCUUGUGAAGACCAUGCAGGAAAUUGUGCAGUCAGAGCUGCUGCAGGAGACUGCUGGAGGACCGCUAAUGUACCUUCCAGUCAACGCUUGCUCUACGUUGGCAGGACGUUUCCUUUGUGGAACACUUGUCCAAAGAGCUGCAGACGAUGCAAUGUUGAUACCUCAUGCCAAGAUAGUGAUCCCUACGUUUGUCCUUGGUGGUCAGUAGCUCACCGCAAUUCGAGGAAAUGUGGUUAUUCAUGGACACAAGGCGGGUUUCAAAGGUACAGUCUUGGAGACAUGUGUAAGAAAAGCUGUGGCAAAUGUAGUGGAGGCGGCGGCGGCGGCGGCGGCGGCGGCGGCGGCGGAGGAGGAGGAGGAGGAGGAGGAGGCGGUGGCGGUGGCGGCUAUGGAGGCGGCGGUCAUGGUGGCGGUGGCGGCUAUGGAGGCGGCGGUCAUGGUGGCGGUGGUCACGGCGGCGGGCAUGGAGGCGGCGGUUUUGGCUUCGGAGGCGGUCGUCCUGGCGGAUUCGGAGGCGGUCGUCCUGGCGGAUACGGUGGCGGCCGCCGUCCUGGUGGAUUCGGCUUUGGACGUUGAUGAAAAAAAACUGACCGUGGACUAUAGUGAUUACAUCAUUUCAGGUUAUCCGAUCAUGAAAAUAUCAGUCAACAAGAGGAAUUCAAUGGAAAUGGGAAAUAUAAUCUAUAAUCUAUAUUAUAAAGUAUAUAGUAAAUACUACAUAGAGCUAUAUGAGCUAGUGAUUGGGAGAAAUAAAUCUUGAAGUUGCAAGUGAAAAA
Molecule: messenger RNA, 2806 nt
Organism: Pocillopora damicornis (cauliflower coral)
Lineage: Eukaryota; Metazoa; Cnidaria; Anthozoa; Scleractinia; Pocilloporidae
Source: RefSeq, a predicted model, not a curated record